Messenger RNA from Heterobasidion irregulare TC 32-1, 1323 nucleotides. RefSeq lists its product as uncharacterized. The coding region runs from base 1 to 1323 and encodes 440 amino acids. Gene Ontology annotation, cellular component: CCR4-NOT complex. The transcript has 6 exons. The record is from RefSeq and is a predicted model, not a curated record. Lineage: Eukaryota; Fungi; Basidiomycota; Agaricomycetes; Russulales; Bondarzewiaceae.
AUGCAGACCGCAACUGCCUUUCUCGCACCUCCCCCGCUGCCUACGGAGGCUCACGGCGACCCCUUGCGCUCUUCGGUCGGUCAGCUUCUCAAGAAGGCGUACGCCUUGCCAUGUUCGACUGCGGCGCAGGCGUUCGCUCAGCUCGUUCAGCCUAGUGCUAGGUUUCAGCUGGCGCUAGAUGCGUUAUUGCCGCUCCUGGACUCCCCUCGCACAGAACUCUCGCAACGGAUCCUCGUGUCUUACAUACUGUAUUCUUUAUAUGCUCCGCACCCGAUCGCUAUUAAUCCCUUUAAAUCCGCAUUGUAUGAUACUUUCAUGAAAGAGAAGAAUGCGGCUGCUCAGGCGACAAGUAAUGGUGCGGUGGGCGAGAACGAGCAACUGGUUUGGGUCCUCUGGAAGGUACUCAAAGGUGACGGCAACGACAUUGGGCCGUAUUCGCCGAGCACUUUGGCCCGCUCACCCCUUCCCCCUAAGUUACGAGCCACAAAUUUGACCCUGGAUGAGGGCAUAUUACCAGAAAGCAACUCGUUCGAUGCGGAUGCACUGCCGUCAAUCAUAGUCGAGGGAGUAACCCAUAAUUCGCCACAUAUACCUUCGAACGGAGUUCGAACGCCCAUAGGUCCAAGAGUCCGCACGCCAGUCUCCAACGGGAGCUUUCAAUCGCCAGUUACCCCAGAAGAGGAUUUGCGAACGCAGAUGCUCUCUCAAGGCAUGACGUUGCUUCUCGCUGCGCGGACGCGCGUACUGACCUUGUCAGAGCAACGAUUGGUCGUUCCCCUCGUCCACCAGCUCACUUUUCCGCCCAUAGUCACUUCAAUAGAUCUGCCUCCUCUGAUUGCUCACAAUCCUACACUGGCUCAUCCCCUAUCGGUAGCUCUUCUAUCGCAACCGCCGACUAAGGCGAAUCCCCACGGACCAAUCACAUAUCUUGAUGUCCUAGCCCGUUUGCCACCCAGUCUCCCAUCGUUUGAUCUUCUUGGCCGUCUGCUCCGCGACACCACGACUAUCAUGGACGUCAUAACCGGCGGGAGGACCACGGUUGCUGACAUCGUGCGCGCUGAUGUGCUGGGGAGAUUUAUUCACGAGAGUAUCCAGUGGUUAGACAAAGCUGAAUCAGAAGGACGUGAAGGACUCAUUAGCGAUGACCGGUUUGAAAAGGGGCUACAAAACCUCUGCCGUUUCUACAACUCUCUAAUCAAACUUGGCGUCGUUGACCCAUCCUCUGACGCCGACUCAACCGAAAUGGCCCACUUCACGCUUCGCAACUCCCGUUUCGAGGAAGCCAACGCGCUGUACCGCGCGCUCGCGCUCGUCCGAUUCUAA